AUGAAACAUUUUAUUGUUGUUUGUGUCAUCUUCUGGACAUGUACAUAUCAAGUCAUGUCCCGAACGUUGUCUGAGUCUUCUGUUGCUAAAACACACGAGCAAUGGAUGUCCAAACAUCAACGCUCCUAUACCGAUGAGGCAGAAAAGCAGAAACGCUUCAAAAUAUUUAUGGAGAACUUGGAAUACGUAGAGAAGUUCAACAAUGCUGAGAAUACGAGUUACAAGAUGGGUCUGAAUCAAUUUUCUGAUUUAACCGAACAAGAGUUUAUCGCUUCACAUACUGGAUUCAAGAUUUCAAGCCUACCAGUAUCAGAUUCAUCUUUAAAUACGAUACCAUUGAAUCUUACUGGUAUUCCAUCAAACUUUGACUGGAGAGACAAAGGAGUUGUCACUAAUGUUAAAAACCAAGGCGAAUGUGCAUGCUGUUGGGCUUUCUCAACUGUGGGAGCUAUAGAAGGCCUUGUUGGAAUCAAAACAAACAAAUUGAUUUCCUUGUCAGAGCAACAACUAUUGGACUGUGAUAGAACUAACAAUGGGUGUCAAGGAGGAUUCAUGGUUAGGGCCUUUAAAUAUAUCGUAGAUAACGGAGGAAUCGCCACUGAAAACAAUUACCCAUACCAAGGAUUUCAAGGAACUUGCCAGAGUGGAGGGAAACAACUCGCUGUUAAAAUAAGUGGUUUUGUAAAUGUACCUACAAAUAGUGAAGAGUAUUUACUACAAGCAGUGGUCCAACAACCAGUUUCAGUUGCGGUUUCUAUCAAUAAUAACUUUAGGUCAUACAGAGAAGGUGUAUUUGCUGGACCAUGUGGAACCGUUCUCAAUCAUGCAGUUACUCUAAUUGGUUAUGGGACGAACAAUGACGGCACUAAGUACUGGUUGAUCAAGAAUUCGUGGGGUGAGACUUGGGGAGAGAAAGGUUACAUGAGAUUGCAGAGGGAAAGUGGUGAAGUAGGAGGUGUUUGUGGCAUAGCCAAAGUUGCUUCUUAUCCAACUUUGUAACUGCAAAAGAAAUUCAUAGAAUCCAUACUUGUUUACUGUCAUAGUAGUAUACUAGUAUUACGGUGAAUUUAAG
Molecule: messenger RNA, 1072 nt
Organism: Cajanus cajan (pigeon pea)
Lineage: Eukaryota; Viridiplantae; Streptophyta; Magnoliopsida; Fabales; Fabaceae
Product: senescence-specific cysteine protease SAG12
Biological process (GO): proteolysis
Molecular function (GO): cysteine-type peptidase activity
Source: RefSeq, a predicted model, not a curated record